Heterocephalus glaber (naked mole-rat) is the source of this 7282-nucleotide messenger RNA. It is a transcript of the gene Mgat4a, whose product is annotated as alpha-1,3-mannosyl-glycoprotein 4-beta-N-acetylglucosaminyltransferase A. NCBI's taxonomy places the organism in Eukaryota, Metazoa, Chordata, Mammalia, Rodentia, Bathyergidae. Gene Ontology annotation, molecular function: acetylglucosaminyltransferase activity. The record is from RefSeq and is a predicted model, not a curated record. Gene Ontology annotation, cellular component: Golgi stack; endoplasmic reticulum; endoplasmic reticulum-Golgi intermediate compartment. Gene Ontology annotation, biological process: protein N-linked glycosylation.
CCCUCGGGCGCGCGGGGCCGCGGGGCGCGGGCUGGACCGGGGCCGGGCCGCCCUCCUGCUCCCCCCACCGCAGCCCCAGCUUUCCCGGUGCAGUCGCGGCGCUCGCAGACUUUCCCGCAAAGUGGAGUGAAGUGUGCAUCUCCAGGGCUGCGGAGCCGAGGGGCUCGCGGUGCCCGCAGCGCAGGAGGAAAAGAGCCGGAGACAUCGCAUUUGAAGCCUGCAAAGACAAUCCUGAGUGGUAAUUGUGAAUGGUAUUACUGUAGACGCCGCCUGCGAGCAUCUGAAAUGAACCUCUCACAUUGAUUGUUUUUAUUGGUUGGGAGCCAGGAGGAUUGGAUUCCGUUGACUUCCAGCUAAAGAGAAAAUAGUCCUGGUCGUCAUCACAAACCUCUGCACCAGUGUGACGAUGAAAUGAGAUGAGGCUCCGCAAUGGAACUGUGGCCACUGCUUUAGCAUUUAUCACUUCCUUCCUUACUCUGUCCUGGUACACUACGUGGCAAAAUGGGAAAGAAAAAAUAAUUGCUUAUCAACGAGAAUUUCUUGCUUUAAAAGAACGUCUUCGAAUAGCUGAACACAGAAUCUCCCAGCGCUCUUCUGAGCUAAGUACCAUCGUACAACAGUUCCGGCGUGUAGGAGCAGAAGCAAAUGGAAGUAAGGAUGCAUUGAAUAAAUUUUCAGAUACGACCUUAAAGCUACUGAAGGAGUUAACAAGCAAAAAAUCUCUUCAAGUGCCAAGUAUUUAUUAUCAUUUGCCUCACUUACUGCAGAAUGAAGGAAGCCUGCAGCCCGCUGUGCAGAUCAGCAGUGGGAGAACUGGAGUUUCAAUAGUAAUGGGAAUCCCCACAGUGAAGAGAGAAGUUAAAUCUUACCUCAUAGAAACUCUUCAUUCCCUUAUUGAUAACCUGUAUCCCGAAGAGAAGUUGGACUGUGUCAUAGUAGUCUUCAUAGGAGAGACAGAUAUUGAUUAUGUACACAGUGUUGUGGCCAACCUGGAGAAAGAAUUUUCUAAAGAGAUCAAUUCUGGCUUGGUGGAAGUCAUCUCACCUCCUGAAAGCUACUACCCUGACCUGACAAACUUGAAGGAAACAUUUGGGGACUCUCAAGAAAGAGUAAGAUGGAGAACAAAACAGAACCUUGAUUACUGUUUUCUCAUGAUGUAUGCUCAGGAGAAAGGCAUGUAUUACAUUCAGCUUGAAGAUGAUAUCAUUGUCAAACAGAAUUAUUUUAAUACUAUCAAAAAUUUUGCACUUCAACUUUCUUCUGAGGAAUGGAUGAUUCUGGAGUUUUCCCAGCUGGGCUUCAUUGGUAAAAUGUUCCAGGCGCCAGACCUCACUCUGAUCGUGGAGUUCAUAUUUAUGUUCUAUAGGGAGAAACCCAUCGACUGGCUCCUGGACCACAUCCUCUGGGUGAAAGUCUGCAACCCCGAGAAAGACGCAAAACAUUGUGAUAGACAGAAAGCAAAUCUGCGAAUUCGCUUCAGACCUUCCCUUUUCCAGCAUGUCGGUUUCCAUUCAUCACUGUCUGGAAAAAUUCAGAAACUCACGGAUAAAGAUUACAUGAAACCAUUGCUUCUUAAAAUCCAUGUAAACCCACCUGCAGAGGUAUCAACUUCUUUGAAGGUUUACCAGGGCCACACACUGGAGAAAACUUAUAUGGGGGAAGAUUUCUUCUGGGCUAUAACCCCAAAUGCUGGAGACUACAUCUUGUUUAAAUUUGAUAAGCCAGUCAAUGUAGAAAGUUACUUGUUCCACAGUGGCAACCGGGAGCACCCGGGAGACAUCCUGCUGAACACCACUGUGGAUGUUUUGCCUUUAAAGAGCAAAGGCUUGGAAAUAAGCAAAGAAACCAAAGACAAACAAUUGGAAGAUGGCUAUUUCAGGAUAGGAAAAUUUGAGAACGGUGUGGCAGAAGGAAUGGUAGACCCCAGUCUAAACCCCAUUGCAGCCUUUCGCCUUUCAGUUAUUCAGAAUUCUGCUGUUUGGGCUAUUCUUAAUGAGAUUCAUAUUAAAAAAAUCACCAAUUGACCAUCUAAGAAAUCAACACAUUUUUCCCUCUGAAUCUGUUAAGAUAAUUUAGCAUGAAUUUUUUUUUUUAAACUUGAACACUACCUCUUGUGAAAUCUACUGUAGAGAAGAUGAUUGUCAUUUCCACUUGGAAAGUGAAUCACCCAUGGAUAAUUGUAUUCAUUUGAAAUUACACUGUCCUCCAAUUUUAACUUAACCCAAACAUUUUACAAUUAUGACAGCCUGUUGAUAUGACUUGUACUAUUUUGGUAUUAUACUAAUACAUAAGAGUUGUACAUAUUGUUACAUUCCUUAAAUUUGAGAAAAAAUAAUGUUAAAUACAUUUUAUGAAGGGGGUACUUUUGAAGUUCAUUUAUUUUACUAUUAUAGACCCUCUUUUAUAGAUUAUCAGGGAUUAUAUAUAAAUAUAAAUUACAUACAAAUGUUAUGGAGUUAAUUUAUUAGAAACACUUAAGAAGUACAUAUUUUUGUGCAGUAAAUUUUGGAAUCGAUACUUUUUUUGAAAACCAGUUACCUUGCUUUUUUAAGUUCUUUCUAUAUUUUUUUUUGAAAUGCAAACAUUACAAAUCAAUGCCAUUUUUCAAAUGCACUGCCAUUUAAGAUUGAUUAUAGAUGGAUUUCUUAACCGAAGUACUUUUCUAAUCAUAGCGACUCUGAACAAAAUAUUUUCAAGGCAUUUGUCAUUCUUUAAAGCCAAGAUUUUAAAGACCAGCGUCCUUCUUGGGGGUUCUUUUACUGUACUGUGUAUGGUACACAGCCACGAGAGAUCAGCGUGGUGAAUUUCAGCGUGCAGGUGGGAUACAUUCAACCCAAAUCACCAGCGAGUUGAUGCCUAACUUUCCUCCAGCUGAAGAUGAGAAACACUUCUUUUCUAACCUUUGUCUUUAAUUCAUGAGUUAGAUGCAUUUUGUCCCUUUGGUCCUUUUAUAUCUGCUUUCAUUUUCUGAGUUCUGACAAAAUGUCUUCUGUGUAAUGUUCUUGUAUGAGUCAUAUAACGGGUAUAAUUUUAAAGAAAAAAAUUGUAAUAUUGAUUUUUGGUGAAAGGUAUUGUAGCAGUUGUAGGUUUUUCCAGAAUAAUUUAUUCUACUGCGUUGCAUUAUGAACUUACAGGUAAAGCAUGUGUCCAAAAAGAGCAUUUAUUACUCUUAAUACACACAAUUCCAAAUAUUGUUACUAUCAAGAAAUAAUUUCAUCAGUCUCAGCAAUCAGUUGUCUUUACAGAAUAAAGGUAUGAACAGGGCUCAGUUCCCAGCCAGUCUGCUCUGACAGCCCCGUGGACUGCUGCAGAGACUGAUGCCCUGGGCUCUGUGUGCCCCUGGCAGGGGCCUGGGCUAUGGGAGAUUCCAUCUGGUGGCAUCCAGCUUGGAAGAACUUCAUCGGUGACCCAGUGUGCACAGAAAAUAACACCAGGGAAUAUCAUUUUCUAUGCAUUGUUACGAAGGGGAAAAGGUAGGAAACGUUGACAUAGUACAGUUAUUUCCAUCACUCUCUAUUGUAAUAGUUUUUAUUUUUCUUGAUUGGAAAAUCCAUGAUGGUAUCAAUAAUUUUUAUAGCAAAGUCCAGUUGGAAUUUUUUAUUAGGGGUUUAGAUCUUCUCGUUUUCUUUAAUUUACUUUUUAUUUUCUUCUCCAAUUUCCUUAGCUCAGUGCCCACAAGCAGAUUUCUUCAAAAAGAGGUAUAUAGUUAUAAAAUGUUGGCCCCAGCUUUUAGUACACUAGGGUACUGAUGAAGCAGCUAAAUAGCAGAAGGUAAAAGUCUGUGCAAGAAGGGUCUAGGAGUCCCCUUGAGUUUGGUUCCUCAGUAGCCAACUGUGACUUAAGGAAGACACACUAUGCUCUGAAAAUAGAGGGAGGAGUGUGUGUUUCUGACAAACUGUGAGCUCCUGAGGCCAGCCUGUAAUUGGUGCUGCUCAGUCCACUGUGGCAAGCACUGUGUGACUGUGUUAGCUGCUCCCUAUUUUUAUCCCAUCCAGCACUAGGCAAUCAGCAGCUAUGGUGUCCCCAAGCAAGAAACUGUCGGGGGAGCCCUACAGGGUAGUGCUGAGGCAGAGUGGGAGGAGGUGAAGAGUGUGUGGAACUGGAAGAAGAUAAAUACACCAAACCACUUUUACCAAUGCAGUGGAUGAGAAAAGUGUCACAUGGUGGACUAAUUAUAUGUAUAGAAGGGCAUAGUUUGACAUCUGGUGUGUAUUUCAGAAUAAACUAUUCAGACUCUUGAGCAGUGCUGGCCUAUACAAUAGCCACUAGAUGCAUGAUGGCUAUUUAAGUUAAAUAAAAAUAAUUCAUUCUUGCAUCUGCACUAGCUACAUUUCAAGUACCUCAAGUACCCAGUGACCAUCAAAUUGGACACCAGAGAUACAGGUCAUUUCCUUCAUUGCAGGAAGUUUUGUUGGAUGGUAUUGUGUCAAGAGUGCUGAUGUGAUACUUUAGAAGCCAGAAUUCAUUACCGAGGUUAAAAGCAGACCUGAAUACAUUAUAAUGCAAAUGAGUAUUUGGGGGUAAGGUCCAAGAUGUCUUAGUUCUCUGUUAGACUACUGUUCUUAGCAUGCACUGUAUCAUACCAUGUAGUCAAAAAAGUGAUUGAAAACUUUAGAACAAGUUAGUGCAAACAUAUAGCAUGUGGACUAGACAUGUAGGUAUAUGUUCAGCCAUUAGAGAUGUCUUUAAACAAAGGGACCCUGGCUUUGCAAAGCAGUGGCUUCACUGUAAAGAAUUAGAAGGUGUCAUUGUUUAAAAGCCAUUGGCGAAGUUGUAAAGGCUUCUUUUAAAUCUUUCAUAAUAAGGAAAAACAAAAUCAUCUCCCAACAAUGCUGUCUCUGAAAGAAAAGUCAGGUUAUAUGGAAACAGCACACUGGAGAUUGUUCCAGUUAAGAGCAGUGUGUAUUUGUGCUGAGGCAGAAUCAGAAGAGUGAUCCCCACCCGUUGGCCAUGUAUAAUAUAAUCCCCUCCCCUGAACAUGGGUGGAACUGUGUGAUCCAUAGUUAUGCUAUGGUAUCUACAGCAGAGGGCAAACUAUCCAAUUAGUACUAAUCCAAUGUCAGCCCUUUCCAGGCAAUCUCCUCAGAGGACGACUCAAAACACCAUUGCUGGUUUAAAGGGGGAAGGGGCUGCAGAAGGUACAGAAUGGGCAUGUGGAGAGAGGCUCUGGCUGCCAGGCAGGAAAAUGAGCCUGCAGGCCUAUAGCCAUGGGAACCAAGUGCAAGCCACAUGUUCAUUCAGAGGCUGAGAAGUGGGUUUGACUUCAGAGCCACCCUGGCCAGCACUGUGGGAUCCUCAACAGUGCUGUUAGGCCGGCUUGGACUUUUGACCUGCAGACCUGACAUACCUGGGUGGUAUUCUGGCCGUUAGAUCUGUGACUUACUCUGCAGCAGCAGAAAAUGAAUGUAAUAUGUAUUUGAAAGCAGUAAAGAAGUCUUCAUCCUUGAUUUCUGGUUGUAUGCUGGAUUUUUAUUUUGAUAAACACGUGUACUCUUCAUUAGCAAAUCAUAUUCCUGCGCUUUAGCUAGAAUGUUCUCUGCCAGAAAUCUGAGUCUUUGUUAGUAGGUUCUUAGUAAAAGAGCUGCAGCAUUUUGGUAGUUAUCUUAUGAAAGAGCUGCAGGAAUGAGACUGAUUGUAAGGAAUGGUUUUUCCUAGAUGAGGUGUUUAUACAGAUUUAGACAGACUGAUCUGAAGUGUACAGAAGAAUGAUGAACAGUGGUGUUUUAGAUCAGAUAUCUAAGAGAAGAAACAUGCCUUUAUGUAGUUUAGAUAGACACUAUGAGGGACUUGUUUUUAAAAUCAAUUUAUCUAACACAGAUCAAACCCUGUUUGUGCCAACCAAAUUUUAUACUUAUGGUAAUGUUUUCCAAAAUACCUCUGCUUUUAAGCUGUUAAUUACUAAGGAAGUUUGUUUUUAUUUUGGUUUAUCCAUUAAUUUUUUGUGCUUAUUUUUAUACUGCCAUAGCCUUGAUGUAAGACCAAUAGAGCUAAAUGAAAAGAACAUUAGAGGCUGUUAGACUGUCACAAGAUCACAAAUUUGUGUCAUAUCAUAUCUUCACAUUAUAGGAGAACAUAAAUAUCCAAUCCAAUCUCAUUAUAGAAAAGGAAACUUUCCCAAGCUAUGUACCAAUAUUUAUAGUCUGUAAAUUUUAAUAGUGGUAAAAUUUUAAAUUAAUCUUAACCAAUAUAUAUUAUAACUAGUUUGCUUAUUUUAAUGCAUGUGAAUAUACAAUGCUAAAAAGACAGCAGUAUUAUUUUUUUAAAUAGCAACCAAACCAAGGAUUUUGUUGGAGGUACACACUUAUAUCAUCAUCAUCACAGCUCGGUGUAAACUCUUCUUACCUUACCUUAAGCACUCCUUUUUCCAGCUUGGGCACAAGUAGGUCUCUGUCAAAGAAUAAAGAGGAAAGGCGCUGGCACUGUUGUGUGCAUGGGGCGAGUGGAAGCUGACUUUAUUUAAGACAGCAAAGGGAAUGUUGAGGGGAAGGGGAAGCACUUGCACAAAGCGAGUCCACUUGUUAAUGCUGUAGUAAAAUGUAAAGAACAGCAGUGCUAAAACUGGUCUGAAAUAAGGAUUGUUCCUCGUGGUAAAUCUUUUAAUACUUUUGGACGUUAGGGAGGCUAUCUUGUAUUACGUGCUCUUAGUAGAUUCAUUGUAUUAGUCAUUAGCAAAUUGUCCUAGAAUCAAAGGUUCAGUAUGUCAGCUUGGUUAGCAUUCCAUUACUUACCUGAAAUGCUCUGUGUUUGCCCCAAUUUGGUGAAAAUACCUUUGAAGACAUAUUCUCUGAGCCUUAAAAAUGGCUGAUAUCGACAGUACUGUAAGAUGCACUGCCAGCAGAUUUGAUACUUUCAUUUCAGUAGAGACAGUACGUUUUUUAAAGGAAGAUUUAGAAUCUGUUAAGCCUAACGAUUAUGUUUCAUUUGUGGAAUGAGAACUAAAGCUUGCGCUGUUCCGCACUCUUCCUCUGGGAAGGCUCCUCUGCAUCCAGGAGACUCUGGAGCACCCCCCGAAGCUGCCAGAAGGUCUCUGCCAGGCUGUGCCAGACUUUUCUUUCCAAAUGUAUUGUACAUAUUUUUCUUAAAAUGUCUUCAUGGAUUGGACAGUUAAUAUAUUUAGUAAUACUUUAGGUACCUGUUGGAUUUUUACAGGAAGAUUAUUUAUUUUCAAGUUUGCUGCUAUAAUUGAAAUCCUAAUAACUGGUCCUGUUGACUGUGCCUUUCAUCCCUGUUUCUGUGCCACAGCCGUUCAUGUGUAUUUGAAAUAAAGAACUUUUAAAAGCCA